This is a messenger RNA of Cornus florida, 561 nucleotides long. Its product is annotated as 6-phosphogluconate dehydrogenase, decarboxylating 1, chloroplastic-like. The record is from RefSeq and is a predicted model, not a curated record. The transcript is spliced from 3 exons. NCBI's taxonomy places the organism in Eukaryota, Viridiplantae, Streptophyta, Magnoliopsida, Cornales, Cornaceae. Gene Ontology annotation, cellular component: cytosol. Bases 1 to 561 code for a protein of 186 amino acids. Gene Ontology annotation, biological process: pentose-phosphate shunt, oxidative branch. Gene Ontology annotation, molecular function: phosphogluconate dehydrogenase (decarboxylating) activity; NADP binding; phosphogluconate 2-dehydrogenase activity.
AUGGAUGCCAGAGACACCAUCAUCAACGGUGGCAACGAGUGGUACGAAAACACCGAGAGACGGAUCCUUGAGGUCGCCGAUAAGGGUAUUCUUUAUCUCGGGAUGGGCAUUUUCGGCGGCGAAGAGGGUGCUCGUCACGGACCUUCUUUGAUGCCUGGAGGCUCGUACCAAGCUUAUCCGUGUGUGACCUGUAUUGGUGAAGGAGGGUCUGGUAAUUUCUUGAAGAUGAUUGUUGUGUUUAGAGAUGCUGUGGUUGCUGACUAUUAUCGUCUCAAUAAUGGGAGGGAGACUUGGGAUGUGCAGUUUCAUCGACAGUUCCAUGAUUGGGAACUUUUGGAAGUUUUAGACUUCCUAGCCUUCAUUCAUAGCCAGGUGGGGGUCGGGGUGGGCAUGAAUGAGAUGCUGUGGGUGGGUACCUCAAGAGGGGUUUUCGAAGUCAAGUCAUUCUACAAUUAUUCCACGGUAGACUUGUUAGAGACUUGGAAAGGUGUACAGUGGAGAGCCGAGUUAAAGAUGCUUGAAGGUCCACUCUUUUUGUAUUUGGUGGGCCUUGUGGCGUGA